UGGAGGUCAUUAAACGGUCUUUUCCCAGGAACACUAAGUGGCAGUCUUGAGAUUCCUUUGGUGGCUGUCUCCUUUUUCAGUUUCUUGAGGAAGAGUAAUGGGAAAGGAAGGGGCAGUGGAAGGUUUCCACUUAGGGACAAAGCCAGACUUUUAGGGAGUAGCAGGGAGAAGCUUUGAGGAAAGGGUCUCUGUUUAGACUUCCUGCCUGGCCUUGAGUGUGGGCCACCUUGGUUCCUUUUUGCCUCUUCUUCCAGGACAGGAUUCUUAAGCCCUGAAGGAUGGCGGCCAUGUUGGGGGACGCCAUCAUGUUGAUCAAAGGCUUUGUCAAGCUGACCCAGGCGGCCUUGGAGACCCACCUGCGGCACCUGGGCCUCAGCGGGGAGCUCCUCAUGGCGGUCAGGGCCCUGCAAUCCACUGCCACAGAGCAGGUUGGCGUGGUCUUUGGGCAGGUGCAGGGUCAGGAGAAGCCUGAAGAAUAUUACUCCGAGAGCCUCGAUGACCCGGAAGGAGCAUUCCACUUCUCAGGGAUGAGGGCCGAGAGCGCCUCUGCGGAUGUCUCCGCAGCCUCCUCCCGGGAACAGUCACCUCCGCCCUGGGCUCAUGCCGCAGGCAGCGAGGGCCCGGCUCCUGCCUAUGUUGCCAGCGGACCCUUUCGGGAAGGCGGGAUCCCGGGCCAGGCCGCCUCCCCUCUGGGCAGGGUGAAUGGGAGGCUCCUCGCAAGUCCCAGAGACCCAUUCUCUGCCCCGGGCCUUCAGCGGAGGGUCUACCACCAGGACCAGUCAUCCAUGGGCGGCCUCACGGCUGAGGACAUUGAGAAGGCCCGGCAGGCCAAGGCUCGCCCCGAGAGCAAGCCCCACAAGCAGGCACUCAGUGAGCAUGCUCGCGAGCGGAAGGUACCAGUUACACGGAUUGGGCGGCUGGCUAACUUUGGAGGUCUGGCCGUAGGUCUGGGCUUCGGGGCCCUGGCUGAGGUUGCCAAGAAGAGCCUCCGCCCCGACGACCCCACAGGGAAGAAGGCCGUGUUGGACUCCAGCCCCUUCCUGUCGGAGGCCAACGCGGAGCGCAUCGUGCGCACGCUGUGCAAGGUGCGCGGGGCAGCGCUCAAGCUGGGCCAGAUGCUGAGCAUCCAGGACGACGCCUUCAUCAACCCCCAUCUGGCCAAGAUCUUCGAUAGGGUCAGGCAGAGCGCAGACUUCAUGCCGCUGAAGCAGAUGAUGAAAACUCUCAACAAUGACCUGGGCCCCAACUGGCGGGACAAGCUGGAGUACUUCGAGGAGCGGCCCUUCGCAGCCGCCUCCAUCGGGCAGGUGCACCUGGCCCGCUUGAAGGGGGGCCGCGAGGUGGCCAUGAAGAUCCAGUACCCUGGCGUGGCCCAGAGCAUCAACAGUGACGUCAACAACCUCAUGACCGUGCUGAACAUGAGCAACAUGCUUCCGGAAGGCCUGUUCCCCGAGCACCUGAUCGACGUGCUGCGGCGGGAGCUGGCCCUCGAGUGCGACUACCAGCGGGAGGCCGCUUGCGCCCGCAGGUUCAGGGAGCUACUGAAGGACCACCCCUUCUUCUACGUGCCCGAGAUCGUGGACGAGCUCUGCAGCCCCCAUGUGCUGACCACGGAGCUGGUGUCCGGCUUCCCCCUGGACCAGGCCGAGGGGCUGAGCCAGGAGAUCCGAAACGAGAUCUGCUACAACAUCCUGGUACUGUGCCUGCGGGAGCUGUUCGAAUUCCACUUCAUGCAGACAGACCCCAACUGGUCCAACUUCUUUUAUGACCCUGAGCUGCACAAGGUGGCUCUUCUGGACUUCGGGGCAACUCGGGAAUUUGACAGAUCCUUCACCGACCUCUACAUCCAGAUCAUCAGGGCUGCUGCUAACCAGGACAGGGAGGCUGUACUGAAGAAAUCCAUAGAGAUGAAGUUCCUCACCGGCUACGAGGUCAAGGCCAUGGAAGACGCCCACUUGGAUGCCAUCCUCAUCCUGGGGGAGGCCUUUGCCUCGGAGGAGCCCUUUGACUUUGGCACCCAGAGCACCACCGAGAAGAUCCACAACCUGAUCCCCAUCAUGCUGAGGCACCGGCUCGUCCCGCCGCCCGAGGAGACCUACUCCCUGCACAGGAAGAUGGGCGGCUCCUUCCUCAUCUGCUCCAAGCUGAAGGCCCGGUUCCCCUGCAAGGCCAUGUUCGAGGAGGCCUACAGCAACUACUGCAGGAGGCAGGCCGAGCAGCAGUAGCAGGACCCUCCGGCCUCGGUCCUUGAGCCGCUGAAACUAGUAGGAAGCUGGUGGUGCCCGCGCUGCAUUUAAACUUUGCCUGGUGGGAGAGGGUGGCCGGGCUGAUGGGGGGACGCUGCUCGGAGCCCGUUGCCCGCGCUUAUACACGGUUUUCUUGCUAAGUGGCUGUGGGGUGAGAGAAGCAAGGAUGAAAAUGCAGCCCCACUACUGUCUGUCAGAAUCUGCUUAUUGUUUAGUAAUCCUCUAAAAUGACUCGAUAAAAAGACAAUUUUAUUUCCUCUUC
Bubalus bubalis (water buffalo) is the source of this 2508-nucleotide messenger RNA. RefSeq names its product coenzyme Q8A (gene COQ8A). NCBI's taxonomy places the organism in Eukaryota, Metazoa, Chordata, Mammalia, Artiodactyla, Bovidae. The record is from RefSeq and is a predicted model, not a curated record. Gene Ontology annotation, cellular component: extrinsic component of mitochondrial inner membrane. Bases 279 to 2225 code for a protein of 648 amino acids. Gene Ontology annotation, molecular function: kinase activity. Gene Ontology annotation, biological process: ubiquinone biosynthetic process. The transcript has 15 exons.